AUGACGAAAGUCUCACCUAUCACAGUUCAAAUGGUUGCCUCCGCAUUCCUAAAUGCUCCCGAGUUGAGGCGCCUUUCCACAAUAUUUGGGUCAUAUUUAAUCUUGGCUAAAAAUGUUCUCUUUCAAUUAAAAACCUCGGUGAAUGGCCAGCUUCUUAUCUCAAUGUGGGCUUUGUCUCAUCUCACUUGUAACAGUGGAGCAUUCCUUUUCCUCAUAACCAAAGAUUCUAUUUGGUACUAUGUGGGAUUGUCUGGUGCAUUCAUUACCUAUUUUAUAAUGGUUUUGCGCCAUUUUUAUGUCUUGAUUAAUGGCUUUCGCCAGGAAAUGGAAGGCACUCCUCUACUGUGGGUCAUCAACUCAGAAAACUCUACCUUGAUAUCGAUGGUGACAAUCAACUUGUUGUCUACUGCCAGGAUUUCUAGAAUAUGCUCAUUUUUCAUAUACUCUAUGUUGAACUUGACCAAUUUUUUUGUGCAGAGAUUGGGAAGCCAAUCCUGGAACAAGGUGUUGUUGCCAAUUAUUUUUCAAAUCGAGCCGAGCUUGUUGGCCAUAGCUGUUUAUUCUGAUCUAUGCGCUCUCUUUGCAUACGCCUACGAUUUUUGUGUGGGAAGAGGCUCUUUGACAUCAUUUGUGUUUUUUGGUUUGCUUCUAUUAAAACGACUAGAUCAGUCCGCAGUGGCUAGAUCAUGUCAUCAUAGCAUUGUCCACCGACUUGUAUACUUAACAUCUCACCUUAACCAGGUGAAGUCCUUGCAUCGAGCACUUCUUCUCGUCGAAAGUUCAUCCUCUGUUCUCCUCCGCAAUGCUUCAACAGGCUCCAGUCGGCAAGAUUAUGAGUCUGAAUACACGAAGAGCAGAAUAGCACUGUCAGUAUUCAUACCUGUGGAGGUGAUUAAGGACAUCUGA
Molecule: messenger RNA, 906 nt
Organism: Sungouiella intermedia
Lineage: Eukaryota; Fungi; Ascomycota; Pichiomycetes; Serinales; Metschnikowiaceae
Source: the annotation of a GenBank genome assembly